Messenger RNA from Dermacentor albipictus, 606 nucleotides. NCBI's taxonomy places the organism in Eukaryota, Metazoa, Arthropoda, Arachnida, Ixodida, Ixodidae. The record is from RefSeq and is a predicted model, not a curated record.
AUGGCCCGACCAAUGCAACAUUACUGGGACACCGUUAAGAACGAGCAGCCGACGUUACAGUGCCUGCAGAGGUUGCAGCGGGACCUGGUGGAGUUACACGCCGACCCCCCGCCGGGGGUGUUGGUCGUCCCGGAAGAGAGCGACAUGAGCGAGCUGCACGCCAUUGUCGUGGGCCCCUGGGGCACGGCCCUCGAAGGUGGCCUCUUCCGUCUGCAGUUGAAGUGCCCACCCGACUACCCGAUGCGGCCUCCUCGUGUGCGUUUCCUGACUGGCGCUGGAAAAGUGCUCUUCAACUCGCACAUCUACGGCGAGCACAUGAAAAUGGCGGAGCGACUGGAGCAGCGCUACUGCAUCAAAUUUUGCCAGAAACUGGGCGACAGCCAAGUGGAAACCAUUCAGAAGAUUCAGACGCCUUUCGGUGACGAUGCUAUGAGCAGCACACCGAUUAAGGAGUGGUACAACCAGUUUGAAGACGGCCGCACAUCGGUGGUUAGCGAGCCACGCUCCGGUCGGCCAUCAACAUGCCGAAAUAACCAGGCCAAUGCCGAAGUGAACGCUGUGGUGAUGCGGGACCACCAUGUGACUAUCAGAGAAAUUGCGGAAUAG